GUGGGUUGACUUGGACGCUUCCACCACGACUUCUUCCUCAACUUCCCUCCUCCCACCUCCUCCUUUCCUUUCAAUCUUCCCCACACGCACAGACAAGAAAGAGAUUGAUGGCCUCUUGAACUUAAGGGAUGCAAACGGAAAGAUUCCGGCGACCGAGGUCCUCUGUUUAGAACCGAAGCCGGAAAGCCGAGAGGAGGACGACUGUAGGAGAGAUAGCGAAGGAAAAUCGAGGCGACUCUGGCGAUCGGAGAAGGAGAGAGUUAGGCGUUGCGAGUGCGGGCAGCGAGAGGAGGAAUCGAAUGGGAGAAAACAGGGAGAUCGCCGGCGGGCCGCCGUCCGAUCAACCCGAACGAGUCUACGUCGCCCUCGGGAAGUGCUUCAAGAAGAACGUGAAGAACCUGAAGUGGAGCAUCCGCAAUUUCCCCGACGGGACGAUCGUGAUUUUGCACGUUCAUGAUCCUCAGGAGAGGCCCGCCGCCCCUCUCGGAGGGAAGUUGUAUCGUUCGAUAUUUAAAUCACGUGAAGCAGACGCCCCUAAACAGAGGAGUCAAGAAGAGAUGGCGAAAGUCAUUCAGCAGUAUUUAAACCUCUGUGCCACAGAAAAGAUUAAAGCGGACAAACUAGUCAUAGAAGCAGAGAGUGUGGAGAGGGGCAUCUUGGCCUUGGUUGCGCAACAUGAUAUCCGGAAACUUGUCAUGGGAGCUGCUUCGGACACCAAAUAUGAUCGGAAGAUGAAAGCACCAACUUCAGAGAAAGCUCGCCAUGUGAAGGCCUGUGCACCUCCUCACUGCCAGAUAUGGUUCGUGUGCAAUGGGAACCAAAUCUGUACAAGGGAACCCUCCCCUCUCCACAAGAUGCUCAGCGUUCCUUUGGUGCCAUCAACCAAUCCCUUCGUGGGUGAGGAAGAUAUUUGGCGGACGCCAUCCUCCAAUUUUCAGGUAGAACGGUCGGACGACCCUUCACAGUUAGCAGAUAACGGCUUGGCAGCCGGCGCUCCCGCUAGGACAUUGUCCCUGAUAAUAAAUGGACAAGAAAUGGCAGGAGACGAUCCAGAAAAUGAUAGAGGAUCUAUUUCAUUUCGUCAACUGGCAGAGGCAAAACUUGGUGAUAACUCAUGGGCAGAGGAGCACAAAGAUAGAAAGGCAGCGGAAGAGAAACAAAGGCUGUUGGAACUCUUGAAAGAGAAGGAUGACAGAAUUGCCCAGCUAUCGAGAGAAAAGGCCGAACUUGAGACGGCGUUAGCUGAAUCGGAGCGCAUUCUGAAGCAAACCAACGAGCAGCUGCAAGCAUCUCAAUCUUCUAGGAGAGAGAGUCCUGCCGUUCCAAGUUUUGCUGAGUUUACGUUGGAGGAGUUGCAAGAGGCUACUCACACGUUUGAUACAAGUUCACAAAUUGGUAAAGGAGGAUUUGGUGCUGUGUACAAGGGGAAGAUCCGCCACACCACAGUUGCCAUCAAGAAACUGAACUCUGACAGCAUUCAGGGAGCAACUGAGUUCCAACAAGAGGUAGAUAUUCUAACAAGAGUGAGACACCCAAAUCUGAUAACAUUAAUUGGUGCUUGCUCCCAAGCUGGCUGCCUUGUCUAUGAAUACCUACCCAAUGGCAGCUUGGAGGAUCGACUUCUUCGAAGAAGCAGGACAGUUCCAACACCAUCUCCACUUACAUGGAAAGAAAGAGUCAGGAUAGCUGGACAAAUAUACUCAGCUCUUUUCUUCCUUCAUUUUGCAAGGCCCUACACCAUUGUCCAUGGCGAUCUAAAACCUGCCAACAUCCUCCUUGAUGCUAACCUCAACGCAAAGAUUGGUGAUUUUGGCAUAUGUCGCCUCCUCCCUCAUCAAGAAUCUGCUGCCACAAUAUUUAGGCUUACUGAUCCCAAGGGAACUUAUGCAUAUGUAGAUCCUCAGUUCAUGGCGACCGGUGAAUUGACGGCCAAAUCGGAUGUUUAUGCAUUUGGUGUCAUCCUUUUGCAGUUACUGACUGCAAAACCCGGCUCUGGAUUGGCGAAUGAGGUUAAGAAGGUAUUGUCUUCCAAGAAACUGCAUGAGAUUCUUGAUCCAGCAGCAGGAAAGUGGCCAUCCAAGGAGGCAGUGCAACUAGCUAACUUGGGAUUGCACUGCUGUGAGCUGGAGAGGAAGAAUCGGCCGGACUUGGAAUCAGAUGUAUGGAAGGUGUUGCAAUGAAUCGUGUAGUUCAGACAAUAGAUGCUUUGUGUGUUAAAUGCAUGCCCCUUGUCCAAGACCUUGGUGAAAAGGUGAUGCAUAAGCUCUCCAACUACUGCAUUAGAUUAUCUUUUAUGAUUGAUUGCCACAUUCAGACGAUUGUAUUCGUUGCAUGUAACAACAGUUGUAUUCUUUGGCUCUUCACUUCA
Molecule: messenger RNA, 2368 nt
Organism: Nymphaea colorata (pocket water lily)
Lineage: Eukaryota; Viridiplantae; Streptophyta; Magnoliopsida; Nymphaeales; Nymphaeaceae
Product: U-box domain-containing protein 33-like
Exons: 6
Coding region: 300-2180 (626 amino acids)
Biological process (GO): protein phosphorylation
Molecular function (GO): protein kinase activity; ATP binding
Source: RefSeq, a predicted model, not a curated record